UAGUGCUAUGCGCGAGAGCGAGAUGCGAGACUUAGACAUUUCCUUUUUGGCUUUUCCGGUGCGUUUCGCUGUCGCUCACAUUUUCGUUUUGCUUGUUUUGUCCGACGCGACGCUUUUCAGUUUGCGGCGAGCGUUUUGUUCGAUCAAAACGAAGUCGACCACGCGGCGGCUGCUUUGAUUUUUGUGUGGCAUUAACCACACACACGACUUUCGUCGGCCAAGCCAAACGUGUCUCGUCCUUUUUGGGGGUCAGCAGUUUUCAUUUUCAGUGCUCGCCGUGUUCGUGUCGUCGGUUGUGUGAGUUCAAGAAGUUGCAAGCAUGGCUCUGGUGGCGCAUCGCAUGAUGCUGCCGGCGCGCCAUCGUCGCACCCAACAGCAGGUGGCGCGCAAUAAAGUUGGUGUCCUGCUUGUGCCUAGUCUGGCGGAUUACUACAACAAGGAUGGCGAUCAACUGCAGCAGCAACCACAACAGCAACUGCAGCUGCAACUGCAACAGCAGGUGACGCCGGCUACGUCGCAGCUGGAGCUGCAGGCCGCCGAAGGCAAAGUAAGUGCAACAAGUUGCAGCAAACUCAAAAUUUCACACGCGUUGCAUGCCAAAACAAUUCGCUUUUGCCGUCUUUUUUUGCCAUUUGGCCAACACUUUACCACGUGGCUGAAAUAGUUAGAAUUUCCCUAUCAGCUCUCUCUAUCUUCUCAUCGCUAAAGUGUUCACCUCCCACUUUCUAUUAUUUGUCUAGUCUCCUCUUCAUUUCGUUUCGUUUUCGUCCUUUAAUUUUUUUUUUUUUUUUGCUUUGCUGGCGCCAAGUU
Drosophila sulfurigaster albostrigata is the source of this 810-nucleotide messenger RNA. RefSeq lists its product as uncharacterized. The record is from RefSeq and is a predicted model, not a curated record. The transcript has a single exon. Lineage: Eukaryota; Metazoa; Arthropoda; Insecta; Diptera; Drosophilidae. The coding region runs from base 320 to 664 and encodes 114 amino acids.